Molecule: messenger RNA, 1263 nt
Organism: Nerophis lumbriciformis (worm pipefish)
Lineage: Eukaryota; Metazoa; Chordata; Actinopteri; Syngnathiformes; Syngnathidae
Source: RefSeq, a predicted model, not a curated record
AUGGCGUCCACGCUGUCCGUGCGAAGCUACUCUGUGCGCCAGCCGUCCUUCUCCAGCGCGUCGGUGAGGGUCCGCUCCAAAGCCCCCGCGGCAACGGCCGGCACCCUGUCCCUGUCGCGCUCGGUGUCGGUGGGCAACGGGCUCCAUCUGCUGAGCACCGGCUUGUCCCUCAACGGGCCGGCUGCCAGCGAGAAGGAAACAAUGCAAGGGCUCAACGAGCGUCUGGCCAACUACCUGGACAAGGUGCGCUCUCUGGAGAGGUCCAACGCCGAGCUGGAGCUGAAGAUCAAACAGCUGAUGGUGGAGAGGCAGCCCAAGGGACACGAUGUGGACAACAUGAUGGCGCAGGCGCACGCCAUUGGACAGGAGGUGAGGAAGAGGACCCUGGAGAACGCCCGCAUCAUGCUGGAGAUCGACAACGCCAAGCUGGCGGCCGACGACUUCAGGGUCAAGUGGGAGGCGGAGGCCGCCUUGUGUCAGUCGGUGGAGCGCGACUGCCAGGCUCUGAGGCGGGCCAAGUCCGACCACGACCAGAUCAUCUCCACACUGAGAGGAGACUUGGAUAGCCUGAAAGAGGAGCUCUACUUCCUCAAGAAGAACCACGACGAGGAGAAGAGCUCCCUGAAGGCACGCUUGGCCAACGAGCAGCUGAACGUGGAGGUGGACGCAGCUCAGGGCCCCGAUCUGGGCGCCGUCAUGGCCGAGCUGAGGGUCCAGUACGAAGGCAUCGCGCGCAAGAAUAAGGAGGAGGCUGAGGCCUGGUACCUCAAGAAGCUAGACGCGGUGCAGUCCGAGGUCAAGGAGAGCAAUGAGGCACUCCGCUGCGCUCAAGGCGAAUUGAGCGAGCGGCGCCGUUUCCUGCAGGCGCUGGAGGUGGAGUUGGAUAGUCUUCGCAAGCAGGCGAGCGUGCUGGAGGGCAACCUGGGGGAGACGGCUCACAAGUACUCGGCAGAAAUGGAGCGUCUGCAGGGGACCCUGGUGCAGCUGGAGGACGAGCUGUCGCAGCUGCGCCUAGACAUGCAGCGCCACAAGAGCGACUAUGAGCAGUUGCUGCGCAUCAAGCAGAACUUGGAGAUGGAGAUCGCCACCUAUCGGAAGCUGCUGGAAGGAGAGGAAAUGGUGAAAGAAAUAGCGCCACCUCCUAAAAAAGAGCCCGAUGUCCGCACCAGGAAGAUCGUCAAGGUGGUCACUCAGACCAUGAUCAAUGGCAAAGUGGUGGACGAGUCCAGCGAAGUGGAGCAGAUUGAGGAGCGCAAAAAAUGA